Achroia grisella is the source of this 1545-nucleotide messenger RNA. Its product is annotated as lysosome membrane protein 2-like. The record is from RefSeq and is a predicted model, not a curated record. Lineage: Eukaryota; Metazoa; Arthropoda; Insecta; Lepidoptera; Pyralidae. Gene Ontology annotation, cellular component: cytoplasm; membrane. Gene Ontology annotation, molecular function: scavenger receptor activity. The coding region runs from base 1 to 1545 and encodes 514 amino acids. The transcript is spliced from 10 exons.
AUGGCGCAUAUUACCAGAAAUAGGCGACUCAAUCCACCUAAUUCAAGUAGAAAAAAACUACUGAUAUGCUUCUUCAUUGGUAUCAGCAGUCUGGUCAUAGCUACUUUGCUGGUGACCAUAGAUCCUGUAUUAGUUAUAGCUCAGUUUAUAAGUCGAAUCGAAAAAAACACAGUAAUAUACAACGCGUUGUCGACGGAAUUGCGCGGUGUGUUCGUGGGUACAUACCUGUUCAACGUGACCAACCCUAAGGAGUUCCUGUCUGGACAGGACGAGAAGCUGAAGGUGGAAGAAAUUGGCCCGUUCACAUAUCAAGAGCUACGGUCACAGGAAGGAUUGGAGUUAGGGACAGAUGAGGGCGUGAUGAGGUACUCUCCGAAGACCAGGACUGAGUUCAUACCGGAGAAGUCGAUCGGGGACCCUAAAGAUGUCAUAGUGUCCAUGCCGAAUAUUGCUUACCUGAGCAUGACUUCAAUGGUCAGCACAAUGCCUUAUUUUUCAAGACUGGGGUUCAAUCUUUUGACAAUGCGCCUCAACUCUCAACCUAUAAGGAACAUGACGGCGUACGAUUACUUAUGGGGUUACAAUGAAGAUCUCAUUACCCUCGGUAACACCAUCCUACCGGGAUGGAUUAGCUUUGGCAAAAUGGGAAUAUUGGAUAGGAUGUAUGAUAACACAGUGGACUAUCGUAUAGAGUUGGGUGCUACCAACGCCAACAAGUUCGAUAUAAAAAAAAUGAACGGCCACGACCGUCUGACUGCUUGGGACUACACGGAUGGUAACAGAAAAUCAAAAUGCAAUGAAUUUCGCAACGCUUACGAAGGUAUCGGAUACCCCGCAAACAUGUCCCCAGACAGGGAGAUCAGGAUAUACAGGAACGUCCUCUGCCGGUUUCUUGAGCUGGACUAUGUGGAGACCAGACCUAUGAAGCCGGGAAUUAACAGCCUGGUGUACACUAUCAGUAACAGGACUUUUACAUUGAACCCUGAUACAGAGUGUCUUUGUCAAAAAGGAAUGUGUAUUGAGGGGAUUUCUGAUCUGUCCCCAUGCUUUUAUGGUCUUCCCCUGUCUUUGUCUGCUGCUCAUUUCACGGGAGCUAAUCCAAAACUGUACAGCCACAUCGACGGAUUGAAGCCAGAUCUUAACAGAUUUUCCAGUGAAUUUGUUAUAGAGCCGAAAAUCGGCAUGGUGCUCGACACUUUCUUCACCGUCCAAGUGAACAUCGUCGUUAAAGACGUCAGAUUUAACGCAGCCACCAGCAAGUUUUCAGACAUUGUGAUUCCAGUCGCCUAUUUCAGAAUUUACCAACCGCCGUUGACAGAAAAUGACGAGCAUACACUACAACUUGUAUACGUCAUCGGACCAUACAUCACUUUGGGAUUUGUGGUCGCUCUAUACCUCAUAUCUUUUAUAGCACUAUCGUACUGGAUACGAAUGCUGUACUGGAAUUGGUUAUGCUCUCAAGACAAGGGAAUGGCUUUCGAAGCGGAGGGCAACUCGAAAAUAAAGGGAGGUUUUCUUAUAUCUGCAUUUCCACUCUUACGAUGA